UUUAUUAUACGAAAAAAUAUGGUUAUAUCAAGAACCUGAUCAUUCUUUCUCCGUCAUGAAAAUAUCAAGAAACACAAUAAGAGUAUAAAAGAAAAAUUAAAAGUGACAUGCAAAAGUAUAAAUUUAAUAUUAAAAACAAGUAUUGUGAGAAAAAUAUAUAAGGAAGAAUAAUAUUUUAUUGUAUUACAAAAUUUGUUGAAAAUUAGUAGAUACAGAAAAUCAUUUGAUGUGUUCUUAGAUCUUGUGUUAAUUUUUAAUGGUACAUAAGAUUGGAAUUGAAUAGAUUGAUAGAAAAAAAUAUUAUGUGUAAUGAUAUUCUGAUAAAUAAAUAUGUCAGCUGUGGCAAUACUAAGUAAGCAACAAAAUGCUUUUAAACUUUUGUGAUCCAUGUCUGAGGACAGAAGUAAGCUGCAGUACAGUCAGUACAGAAGGAUAUGAAGUAACUAAUCUUACAAAAGAUAAUUCUAAAGGUUUUUUAGCCUACUCUUGCAUAAAACCACCUAUACAUAUUGACUUAAAGUUCAUAUGCAACAUACAAAUAAGUCAUGUUAUAAUUUGGCCUAGUGUUGGGGCUCAGAAAUCAUCAGGAUUUCAACUAUCAUCAAAAGCAAUUGAUGACCAAGCUAUACAACAUACAGUUCUUGCAGCAGGGUAUCUAAAUUCAAACGACGUAGGAGUGUUAUUCUAUAGGAGAGAUAUAGAUGAAUCUGUGUCCAAUACUCCUUACCAUUUCUUACGAAGAUAUAUAAAGAUUUCUAACCAACGAUCUGUGAACCAAGCCAGCAAUCUUCGUAUAUGUAUAUUAAAGACAGAAAAUUCUGUGCCAGCACUAGGUCGAAUAGAAGUCUGGGGACGAGUAUCACGUUGUUGUGGAAGAGAUGUAAUAGCAAGUAUUCACUCCAUGUGGAUAAGAAAACAUAUUCCACAGGAUUCACAAUCAAAUAAAACAACAGCUAUUGAUCCUAUUUCUACUAGGAAACCUCAAAACAGAAGUGAGAUAUUGGUAAAUGUACCUGAAGAAUUUUUGGACCCAAUAACAUGUGAGAUUAUGAUCCAACCAGUAACACUGCCUAGUGGAAAGAUUAUUGAUCAAAAUACUUUAGAAAAACAUGAAGCAAAUGAAGCUUUAUGGGGUAGAACAUUAACUGAUCCAUUUACUGGAAUGCCCUUCAAUGAAUUUCGAAGACCAAUAGCUGCUUCUGCACUCAAAUCAAGAAUAGAUAAAUAUCUUUUGGAGAACAGUGACUUGGAUGAAAUAAAAAAACUACCAAGAGUCUUAGGUUCAAAAUUCAAACCAACAGCACCACGUGGUAGACUAUUAAAACUACCAGCAACUAUUACUAAAAAUGAUACAACAAAGGAUAAUGUUGAGAUUAUGACAAAAACGCAACACAGUCUCUCCACAAUUCAGAGUAGUUGUCAUAAGAGGAAAGCUCAUCACCAUACAUUACCAGUUGUUGCAGUGUGUUCUAAGCAAGCAGCAGGUCCAUCAAAAAUCAUGAAAAGGGCCAAAGUUAUAACAUCAAAAAAUAAUGAAUGUAUUAAAACAAUAAAAAAGGAACCUACAAUUAUAAAAAUUGAUAGCAAAUUGGAAGAGAAUAUUCAGGACGUGUUAUCGAGUCUGAAACGUUUUAGUUCGCCACAACAUUCAAUUUGUGAAUUUGAAAGUUGUAGCUGUUGCUCGAAUAGUAUUCUAUAUAGAUUGCCAUGCAAGCAUAUAGUCUGCAGGAAGGUGUUAACAUCUAUCACCAGCUUACAAUGUAAAUGUUGUGGUACGCCGUAUAAAACAUGCGAUCCAAAGAGGAUCUACCAAUAAAAUAAAAUGUAUGCAUUUUGUACAGAAA
Messenger RNA from Cephus cinctus (wheat stem sawfly), 1844 nucleotides. Its product is annotated as RING finger protein 37. Lineage: Eukaryota; Metazoa; Arthropoda; Insecta; Hymenoptera; Cephidae. Gene Ontology annotation, biological process: protein polyubiquitination. Gene Ontology annotation, molecular function: ubiquitin protein ligase binding; ubiquitin-ubiquitin ligase activity. The transcript has 2 exons. Gene Ontology annotation, cellular component: nucleus. The record is from RefSeq and is a predicted model, not a curated record. The coding region runs from base 365 to 1816 and encodes 483 amino acids.